ACCAUGAGUGCGUGUUCGCGGGGUACAGAGCACAGAGGUUCAGGGCUUGGGGAUGCUAUGUACAUGGGUACACGGUGCUGGAUGUAGGGGUACAAGGGCUGGGGCUGCUGGACAUGAGGGUGCAGGGUCUGUGUGUGCAGGUCACAGAGAUGCAAAACAUAUGGGUGCAAGACUUGGGGUGCCAACAGGGUCCCUUCCACCCUGACACCAUCCAGGGCUCUCCAGAAGCACUAAUGGAGAAGGACAUCAACGGCUGCCAGGAUGGGGCCAAGACAGAGCCAAGCGCCAGGCUGGGCACCGAGGGGACAGAGACACAGCUGGACGAUUUUGUGGGUCCUCACCCUGACUACAAUGAGGAGGAAGAAGAGCAGAAGUACUUUCGCCGCAAACGCCUCGGUGUCAUCAAGAACGUGGUGGCUGCCAGCCUGGCUGGCACCCUCACUUACAGCGUCUACCUGGGUCUGCUGCAGAUGCAGCUGAUUCUUCACUAUGACGAGACCUACCGGGAGGUGAAGUACAGCAAUAUCCGGUUGGAGGACAUCGACCGCAAGGUGCUGAUGGGCAUCAACGUCACACCCGUGGCAGCGCUGCUCUACACACCCAUCCUCAUCAGGUUUUUUGGCACCAAGUGGGCCAUGUUCCUGGCGAUCGGCAUCUACGCCCUCUUCGUCUCCAGCAACUACUGGGAGCGCUACUACACGCUGGUGCCCUCUGCAGUGGCCAUUGGCAUGGUGAUCGUGCCCCUCUGGGCCUCCAUGGGCACCUACAUCAUGCGGAUGGCCCAGAAGUACUACGAGUACAUUAACUACAAGGAGGAGCAGGAGAAGGAGAAGCAGCGGGCACCACGGGACGCCUGCAAUGCCUACAUCAUCGUCUUCCAGACCAUCUUCUACUCCUGCUUCCACUUGAGCUUCGUCUGCGCUCAGAUGCCCAUGGUCUUCUUCCUCAACAACUACCUCUACCAACUCAACCACACGCUCUUUGCAGUGAGGCACUGCGGGACCCUGAGCCACGGUACGCUGCCUGGUUUCAACAAGACGGUGCUGCAGAGCCUUCCCCGCAGCGUCAACCUCAUCAUCGUGGAGAGCGCCUUGAUGGCCGCCGCCUUCCUCGCCAUGCUGGUGGUGCUGGUGCUGUGUGGCGCGGCGUACCGGCCCAUGGAGGAGAUUGACAUGCGCAGCAUUGGCUGGGGUAACAUCUUCCAGCUGCCCUUCAAGCACAUGCGGGACUAUCGCCUGCGGCACCUCUUCCCACUGUUCAUCUACAGCGGCUUCGAGGUGCUCUUUGUCUGCACGGGAUUUUCCCUGAACUAUGGCGUGUGCGCCCUCGGGCUGGAGAGGCUGGCGUAUCUGCUCAUGGCCUACGGCUUCUCCGCCUCGGUGUGCUCCAGCCUGGCCCUGUGCAUGCUGCGCCUGCGCCGGCACAUCCCGCUCCUGGCUGGAGCUCUGAUCCACGCUGUGCUCCUGGUGACGCUCUUCUGCUGGGCGCCGGAGCCCCGGUACCUGGCACAGGCACCGCUGCUCUACAGCAUUGCCGCGCUCUGGGGCACCGGCAGCGCCCUCAACAAGACCGGAAUCAGCAUCCUCCUAGGGAUGUUGUACAAGAAAAAGGAGCGCCAAGACUUCAUCUUCACCAUCUACCACUGGUGGCAGGCCCUGGCUAUCUUUGCCGUCUACCUGUGGUCGGGGCUGCCCAUGAAGGCCAAGCUGUCCAUCAUGCUGCUGACGCUGGUGGUGGCGGUGGGGACAUACCUGUGGAUGGAGCGGAAGGUGGCGUGGAACAUGGAAGUGCGGCUGCCCCGCAUCCCACGCCCACGCCACAAAACACGUGGAUACCGCUACCUGGAGGACAACUCGGAUGAGACUGGCUCUGACGGUGACGGGGACAAGGAGGAUGAUGACAGGCACCCAACUGAGGCCACCAGGGAGGACGAGCUGCCAAAAGAGGACAGGGAGCUGCUGGGAUAGGGAGAGCCUGUCCUGGGCCUGCUCUUGGUACCUGAGGGGGUUCCACAGCUCCCCCCAGGUGGGCCCAAAAUUC
Melospiza georgiana is the source of this 2040-nucleotide messenger RNA. It is a transcript of the gene UNC93B1, whose product is annotated as unc-93 homolog B1, TLR signaling regulator. The transcript is spliced from 11 exons. Gene Ontology annotation, cellular component: endosome; lysosome. The coding region runs from base 114 to 1967 and encodes 617 amino acids. Gene Ontology annotation, biological process: toll-like receptor 3 signaling pathway; toll-like receptor signaling pathway; toll-like receptor 7 signaling pathway. Lineage: Eukaryota; Metazoa; Chordata; Aves; Passeriformes; Passerellidae. Gene Ontology annotation, molecular function: Toll-like receptor binding. The record is from RefSeq and is a predicted model, not a curated record.